AUCCCGGCGUCUCGGACCCCCGGCCUGCUCUGCCAGCUCCGGGUUGAAUAACCGAAUUCUGUAUCGGAAGCACAGUUCAUCAGUGUUUUAAUCAGUGGUGAGAAGUAAGGAAGUAAAAAUAUUUUGUUGCACAAGUAGAUUUUUCAGGUUUAAUCUGCGCAAAUGAUGACGCAGCGUAAAAAGGCUUGGCGUUCUCAGGAUAUUGUAUAGGCCUGGGGUCACCAAGGUGUAGCCCCCAACGUCCCCAUGACAAGAAAGCGACUGGAUUCUGGAGUUUAACGUACAAAGCGCAGAAGAGGAGUUAUGGGUCUAGCUCAGUCGUCUAAAAGUCCGCAGGUGAUCCUGAUGGGUUUGGACUCUGCAGGAAAGACAACUUUGCUCGCUCGACUGCUGACUGGACAGGUGAUGGACACAUCACCGACCAUUGGAUUCAAUGUAGGAACAUUUGAUUUGGACAAGAGGACAUCACUGACAGUUUGGGAUGUCGGAGGACAGAAAAGCAUGAGGCCCAACUGGAGGUUCUUCCUGGACGACUGCAAGGCACUGGUCUUCGUGGUUGACAGCAGUGAUCGAAGUCGGAUGACGGAGGCCAAGAAGGCAUUGAAGAAUGUUUUGAGGGAAGAAAAGUUACGAGGUAUUCCUUUGAUGGUUCUCGGCAACAAGUUGGACCAGCCUGGCGCCAUGAACGUACAAGAGAUCUCCAACAAGCUGGGAAUGUCCAACUAUCCACAGCUGCAAUGGCAGAUUCAAGUUUGCAGCGCACUGAAAGGAAUUGGUCUGCGUCAGGCCUUCACGUCCGUCGCCAAACUCAUCAAGAAAAACUAAUGUACAGGAUGUGAAAAGGAAGAGAAGAAGGAAGAAUAAAUGUGAAUAGGUGUGAUAGCAGAAGUACACGGGUGAAAGGUUGUGUUUUUGAAUGUACCUAAUUAGAAAUAAAUACAAAUCCCACACCGA
Messenger RNA from Phyllopteryx taeniolatus (common seadragon), 954 nucleotides. RefSeq names its product ADP-ribosylation factor-like 11 (gene arl11). Gene Ontology annotation, molecular function: GTPase activity; GTP binding. NCBI's taxonomy places the organism in Eukaryota, Metazoa, Chordata, Actinopteri, Syngnathiformes, Syngnathidae. The record is from RefSeq and is a predicted model, not a curated record. The transcript has 7 exons. Gene Ontology annotation, biological process: intracellular protein transport; vesicle-mediated transport. Gene Ontology annotation, cellular component: cytoplasm. Bases 304 to 825 code for a protein of 173 amino acids.